UAUCAACCUGCGUUCCUCGGCGCUCAACAGUAGACGUCUAUUCCUGCUUGCGGGCGGUCACCAAAGCGUGUCCCUUUUUUUUCGCUCUAGGACCCAGAGGAAUAAUUGGCAAGAAAGGACAGUUUGCUAUUUGAAUGAUGAAAAAAAAUCCCCUUGGUUAUGUGAGGAGAACCGAAGAGAAAGCAGUCACCUGCUGGUGGAGGACAGUAAAACAAGAUAACAGGAAAUCUCAGCACUGCCAGAGAAUUCACCUUCUUUUCCCGUCAACUCUCUCUCAACGUGUUUUCCUAGGAGAAGCUAUUUUCUCUGACUUUACUCAUUGAGGAGCCGAACUCAGAUGUACAGUAAUUCCCGUAGCGUUAUGGCAUAGUGUUAUAUGCACUGCCGGCGUCUUGUUUUGCGAGAGAACGCUUUGAUUUCUGGCUUCGGACUUAAGCAGAUCAGAAUCUUUUGAUAUAUAAAUGAGCGAGAUUCUCCGGGGCUGUUAUUGCGGUCGCUGCAAAUUGAACACAUUUCUUAAAUUUGCCGCAUGAAGCUGUUCAAGGAACUGGUUUUCUGAGGAUGCAGCAAUUUGCUAACCGCUAGCUUUUUUUCUGGGGAUCCGAUACUCUCACACGUUAGGGAUUCCCGUUUAUGCUUUUAUUUUUUUAUUUGGUUGGCGAGUCGGCUGUUUGAGAUAAAGAUACUCUACAUUCCAGCUGCCAAGAAGUUCAACUGAAUUGGCAUUAUUAUUGUUUUAUUUUUUAUCCAGAAGAGGUGUGAUCUGUGGGAAUGAGACUGUGGAAGGCUGCCGGUGGUAGGGGGAUUGGGUUGAGUUUAGGUCGGGAACUACAAGUCUAGAUUCCGAAACUUUGCUUUGAUAUAUUUUAUUAUCCACGUCCCCGUUAUGGAUCGGUCAACUUCCUUGGACAUUGAAGCUCUGAAGAUGACCCAGGAGCAGUACAUCUUGGCUGCGCAACCUAACAACCUUCAGAGGCCGGGAUGUGCCACCGUUUAUCCCGUGGGAAUAUACGGCUGGAGAAAGAGAUGCCUGUACUUCUUCAUCCUCCUGCUGCUAGUCGUAAUGAUUGUAAAUCUGGCGUUGACCAUAUGGAUCUUGAAGGUCAUGAAUUUCACAGUGGAAGGAAUGGGCAAUCUUCGAGUAAACAAAGAAGGAAUAAGACUGGAAGGCAUAUCUGAAUUUCUCCUCCCCCUGUAUGUUAAAGAGAUACAGUCAAGAAAGGACAGUCCACUAAUCUUGCAGUCUGAUAGGAAUGUGACCUUGAACGCCAGAAAUGACCUUGGGCAGCUAACAGGACAGCUUACUGUGGGAUCGGAGAUGGUGGAAGCACAAUGCCAGCGGUUCGAGGUGCGGAGCAGCGAUGGAGAAAGGGUGCUAUUUUCGGCCGACGAAGAGGAGGUCACCGUCGGCACAGAGAAACUCAGAGUGACAGGUACCGAAGGCGCCAUCUUUGAGCACUCUGUCGAAACGCCUCACAUUCGAGCGGAGCCAUUUCAGGAUCUAAAGCUUGAAUCUCCGACGCGGACGCUCACAAUGGAGGGGCCCAAAGGGGUGGAGAUAAGCGCGGACGCUGGGGAGCUCAAGGCCUCCUGUCGAAAAGACCUGCUGCUCCAGUCCACAGAGGGAGAGAUAUUUUUAAAUGCAAACACAAUCCGACUGGGGAACCUUCCUCUCGGCACCGCUGCCACCCCGUCUCACGGGUCGCCCGUCUCGAAACAGACUGUCUACGAGCUGUGCGUCUGCCCCAGCGGGAAGCUGUACCUCUCCCCGGCCGAGGCCAGCUCCACGUGCCACUCCACCAGCAGCGUCUGCCUCUGGAGCUGAAAGCGGGCCCGGGCCCUCGCACCAGAACUGCCUUGGGUUUCGACGUUCUCCCCCCCCCCCGACCUCCCUCCCCAUUCCCUCCGCUUUUCCUCCCUUCCCUGCCGGAACGUCGGGAAUCUCGGAAGGCAUUCCUUUCCGGGGGGGGGCGGGGGGAGGGGGGAAAAUCCAGCGAGGGAGUUGUUAUUAACGAUGCCUUUUCAUUUUUUGUAGACUUGAAAGAGAAAGGCAUGCGUGAGGUAUGUGCCGGAUGAAUCAAACGGGAGUGCACGUGACAAGUCUGGGAUCAAAUAUAUUUUCUAGGAAAUUGAAACCAAUACACAGGUGCCUUUGCUAUUGUCAGUAAAGCACAUGAUUUGCAACAUUCUUGAGAUCGCCGGGACAUCGUUCACAAACAAAAUCUAUUUCCCUCGAAUAAAAUCAAAAGACUUCUAAUACAGUAUGCAUUUCUCUACUGUUUUACUAAAAGCACAAAUUAUGCCAUGUAUAAAAUCUCCAAAUAAUAAUAAAAUACAGUUUUUAAAGAGUCUGUAUCUGAGAAUGCUUGAUAGUUUAUAGCAUUUAGAUAUCACAGUCAUGUAUAUUUUUGUGUGUUUGUUUUGAGGAUUCAUAAUAUUUUAAAAUAAUCUUUUUUCUAUGAUUCGUAUAAUGUACGGUGCGUUUGUUUGCUAGGAAACUACUAAAAUAAUUCUGGCAAAUACGUCAAUGUGCAGUAUUCUCGUUUAUUUCUGUUCCAGUAGAUGCCCGUUUAUUCUACAAAAUCUUUCAUGGGUUGAUGUCGAGCUGCAUAUGGAAUAUUGAGAAUUGAAAUGCAGUUUUGAGUGUUCAAGAAGCCAAAGAUUGUGACAUCACAAAUGGUCAAUGGUCCUGGUCAUCUUCAUGCUACCCAGUUGGACCAAACAGAACUGAGCACUGAGCGUAGGAAUAUACAGAAUCACCUGAUUAAAACCCUCAAUACAAUCUGCUGUUUCUGUACUGUAGUUUUAAGCCACACAAUCAGUACUUACAUUAUACCUUGUGGCACCCACACACUGGGAAUGGGUUGAACUCUUUUGGGAAAAUACAUUAUGUUAUGGACAAAAAAUACACUCAAUUUAAACAAAAUUGUUUUACCUCUUGUCGUGCACUAGCGCCUAUACUGGUCGAUGAUUGGGUGCCCGCUGUCCACCUGUGUCUUCCUUCUAUUCACGUCUGUGCGAGCUUGACUCGCAAUAAGAAGGCUCACAACAUUACAAAAUUAGGACAAAAAUGCAGAUGGGAAAGAAGUCUAAGUUACACACAACAGGCUCCAGAGUAGCACGCCUAGGCCUAUGUCUUCGGAGCGUCACGGUCUGGAUCAAAUUUCAGCUAUCGGCUUAGGCCAGGUGACCCUCUCGUAUUCCGUGGGUGAUGAACUGACAAUCAAUUUUGGGGGGCACAGUGGAAGAAGAUAAAAAUCAAUAUAACCGGAAUGCUAACCUUUUCUCAAACUCCAGCUCUCACUGUGGCAUUUACAUGUCCGCUUCACCCAAUAGUCCAGCAACAGCUAGGCAAAUUGUUGCUGCUGUGCAUAAAAAUUUAUACAUAUUCCUUCUACAUGGAAUGCUCUAUUCACACAAUUCCUUCACAGGGAUUUUCUCAGGGAAGUGAAGUUAAUGAUAUUGGGACAUAUUUUCGUUCUUUUUUUUACACCUAUGAAACCUGCACAAGGACAGCUAGAAAUCAAUCUGUGUUGGUAACUGUAAAGAUGAUACCAGGUUUGCUACCAUCAUACAGCCAUGGAGCGUGUGUAUCAGUGAGUGUCAUGACCCAGCUUGCCAGACUGUUUUUUCAACAGGUGUAACAACCAGUAUCAAUUGUGGUACGAUAGAUUAACAUUGUGUAUGGUGAAUGUAGGUGUCGAUUGUACGCCCAGUAAUUUCUGUUGACUUUGUACCCAAAUGGCUCAAAUAAACAUACGGUUUGGAA
Molecule: messenger RNA, 3769 nt
Organism: Anguilla rostrata (American eel)
Lineage: Eukaryota; Metazoa; Chordata; Actinopteri; Anguilliformes; Anguillidae
Product: zeta-sarcoglycan-like
Exons: 8
Coding region: 887-1825 (312 amino acids)
Biological process (GO): heart contraction; cardiac muscle tissue development
Cellular component (GO): sarcolemma; sarcoglycan complex
Source: RefSeq, a predicted model, not a curated record